AUGUCCUUCUACAGCGCCUUUCCGACCAGCCCGCUGAGCCGCUCGGCGCUCGAGGCAGACUCGAGCUCCGAGCGUACCUCUGCAUCCAAGACUUUUGGGCCAAGAAGGUCGCCAGCACAGUCCACGUCGGCCAUGCCGAUCGAUCCUUCUCGUCAGGAUGUGCCGAGCAUGCGCAAGUUUGCGAGUCGCGUCCCUCUGGCAGAUGCGAUGCCCACCUCGCUGGGUCUUGGCCAUCCCGUCGUGUCGCCCAGCUCCUCCUCUCGCCACGUCAGCGGACCCGCGCGUCUGAUGCGCAGCCCCAACGCAUCCGCAUGGUCUCCAAGCCUCGCUACUCCCUUUGACGAGCUCGCCGUCUCGCCGCCUUUCGCGUCGUCUAGCUUUUCUCGCUCCAUCAACACGCGUCGGCGCUCGUCCGGAUACAGCUUUUCGGCCGCGUCCGGUCUGACACCCAACUUUGGCAGCCUCGUCGGCUCGUUCCAGGAGUCGCUGCUGAGCGGCCGCAUGUCGAUGCCCGCUUCGAAGCCGCUCGUGUUUGAUGCCGAGAUCGGCGUGCUGGGCGCUGGCAAGUGUCGUCCGUCGCUGCGCUGUCCGCCGCAUCUGCACAUCAAGUUCGCCGCCCACUUUUACGAUUUCCACGCCAUGGACGCUCGCGCCAGCGCUGCCACGCCCGGCUCCACCGCCGCGCUCGGCAGUCCCUACGUGGGCACCGUCGACCUCGAGUCGCACUACACCAGCCAACUCCUCUCCAGACGCUUCUCAUCCCCGUCCACUCUUGCUGAGCCUGGCGAGAUGCCGUCGUUUCCUGGCUAUGCUGUGCCGCCCAAGGGCCAGAUUCAGCUCAUCGUCAAGUACCCCGACCUGGCGGCGGUCAAGCUCUUCCUCGUGCCUUAUGAUCUGACCGACAUGCAACCGGGCACCAAGACCUUUGUUCGGCAGAAGACCGUCGUUCGUCCAGCAGCCGAGUCUGCCCAGGAUGACGCGCGGCUCGGCACAUCCGAAGGCUCACAUAGCCAGGCGCGCACGUCGCCCAAGGAAGCUCUGCGCUUUGCCAUCCACCUCCAGUUCUGCUGUCCGCCAGUCAAGCCGCGACGACACGACAGCCUCGCCGGAUUCGAGGGCUCCGACACGCGGCGCUUCCGAUCGCGCGCCGAUGCAGCCGCCAAACAGCCCAGAGCUCCGCGCAUCUUCUUGCACAAGUCCAUCCGACUCGUCUUUGGCGCUCGUGCGCUCGAUGCGGGCGAGAAGCUCGUGGAUUGCAUCGAGACGCCCGGCACAGGUAGCCUGCGCUUCUCGGCGUAUCAGGGGCCGGACGAGGAGUGGGUGCAGCUGCAAGAAGAGAUGAAAGCGCUUCACAGCUCGGAUGUGCCUGUGCCCGAGGCAUCGACUGGUACCGAGUCGGUGCGGAUGGGACUGGGCAUCGCCAUCCAAGCUCCUUCUGCGGGUCACGCCAGGGACGAGGGCGACGAAUUGUCGAACCUCGUCCCGCUCAACUCGGAUCCCAACGGCGAACGCUGGCAGGCGAGCGUUUCAUCGAGCAUCGGUGCGGCCGCACCGCAGGAUGUUGCAGGUGCGAUUCCAGCGUCGCUUCGAAGCACAUGGACUGUGAGCAGUCAGGAGAGCAGCCUUGGAAGAGUCGCUCCAGCCUGGCCUGCGCCUCAGCACGAGCAGCGUGGCGUGGGCCAGCUCGCUCACACUCUGGCGUCGAGUCAUCUAUCCGACUCGUGGGCCGAUCCAAAACCACAUCGGACGAUCCGAACCAGAGCUGCGGUCGAUUCGGACGCACCGGCCAGUGCCUCUUCGACGGCCGCGUCUCGACGUCCGUCGCGCAUGCGCUCUGCCUCGGCAGCCGGACUGUCGGAGCCGCGCGUCCACAGCGUAUCAGCACUGGCUGAGCUGCAGGAACCAGCGAUACCACCAUCGCAAACACCAAUCGCACCUGAUCCAGCACAUCCGAUGCUGGCGUGGAAGGCGCCCGGUAUAGCCAGCAGAAGUGGCGACCGCCCUAGCCUGCUGCGCAAGCUCUCGGAGCAGUUUGCAAGGAGUCAUUCGCCGUCGCCCGCCAACAGCCCCCGACUCACACCCACUCGUCGCCACGAGCACGACGGGUUGCACAUCGACGAGGGUGCGGCGAUGGAUGACUCGCAUUCCCGCUCCAUCCGCUAA
Moesziomyces antarcticus is the source of this 2163-nucleotide messenger RNA. RefSeq lists its product as uncharacterized. NCBI's taxonomy places the organism in Eukaryota, Fungi, Basidiomycota, Ustilaginomycetes, Ustilaginales, Ustilaginaceae. Bases 1 to 2163 code for a protein of 720 amino acids. The record is from RefSeq and is a predicted model, not a curated record. The transcript has a single exon.